Molecule: messenger RNA, 2463 nt
Organism: Auanema sp. JU1783
Lineage: Eukaryota; Metazoa; Nematoda; Chromadorea; Rhabditida; Rhabditidae
Source: the annotation of a GenBank genome assembly
AUGGCCGCCUCCGCAAUGGUUGGCCCUCCUUCCAACUUGCGACCUAGUCGCUUCACAAUGUCCGAGAGAAAUCUCGGACUUAUGAUGGAAAUCAUUAGAAAAGAUCCAGAGUCUUAUGAAGAAGAAUUCCGUGAGCAGUUCGAUCAUUAUCUACAUACCAUGAAAUUGCUUCAUCUUCAACCUCAACAGCAUCGUCUGGAGCUUCAGCCACUCCUCGAAAGUGUUACUUUCCUAUCUGGUCUUGCCAAAUACUAUCCAAAGGAUUCAAAAGAGUUUUCUAGUAAUUUAAUAUCAAUUCUCAGUGAACAAGGUGCUGGACUCGACCCCGUCGUAAGAAUGGCUUUCUGUAAAGCACUUGUUAUGCUGAGGAAUCAGAAUUUGAUGGACGCCAUGGAGCUUAUGAAUGUAUUUUUCGAGCUUGUCAAAGUUGAAGAUAAACAUCUCAGAAAAUUCAUAUUGGGAGCCAUUUCUGCUCACUUGAAACGUUUGUAUAAUGUCAAGAAAGAUGCAAAGCUUCUAUCUAAAAUUAAAGCCUUUGUAUUUGCAAAGAUGAAGGAUUCUCGUGCUAUUGUGGCUCGUGCCGCUCAGUUAAUUGCCAUCGACGCUUUCCGUAAGAAUUAUUGGAGAGAAGGAAACACAGCGAAUGUGAUUGCUCAAGCUUGCUUUCAUAAAAUUCCUAAGAUUCAAGUUACAGCUAUGAAAUUUUUCCUCGGAUCUAAGAAAGAUGAAGAUGGAGACAGUGAUGAAAGUGAUGACGAAGAAGAAAAACAGGAAGAUAGCAAAACUUUAAAAGAAGUUAUGACAGCUUUCCGUCAUGGUAAGAAAACAAGAAAGAGAGAGAAUGAUCUGGAGAAGGCCAAGAAAGCUAUAUCCAAGAAGGCAAAAGCCAAAAAAGAGGGUCGUAGUCGGGAGUGCAAUCUUUAUGCCAUUCAGUGCUUGUUUGAUCCUCAGGAGUUCGUUGAUAAACUUUUCUCCAGCUUGGAAGGAAAGAAAGUAGAUAAAUUUGAAGUUCGGCUUUUCCGUGUUGCUUUAUGCGCGAGAAUUAUUGGUGUUCACCGAUUAGUUACCCUAGGUUUCUAUUCUUACUUACACAGAUAUCUUUAUCCUAAACAACGAGAUGUUACAAGAAUUCUUUUAUACGCCGCCCAGGCUUGUCAUGAGCUUGUUCCUCCCGAUACUGUUGAACAGCUUGUUCGAGUUAUAGCCAACAAUUUCGUAACUGACAAAAAUUCUCCAGAAGCUAUGACUGUAGGUAUCAAUGCUAUUAGAGAGAUUUUCCAAAACUGUCCAUUUGCUGCAACUGAAGAGUUGUUGAAUGAUUUGGCUGAGUACAAAACUUAUAAAAACAAAAAUGUUUCUAUGGCUGCUCGUGCUAUCAUCACUCUCUUCCGUAAUAUAAAUCCUAAGCUUCUCUCCAGAAAGAACAGAGGCCGUCACAUGCAACAGGAUGAUGAAGACUUGGAAUUCUCGGGAUAUGCCAGACCUAUUGUUGCCGAUUUCAUUUCUGGUGCUGAAGUAUUAGAAGAAGAACGCGAGGAAACUGGAGAAAUGGAAGUUGAUGAAACUAUGGACAGUGAUAUUGAUGUUUCUGAUGUUGACACAGAUGACGUGGACACUGAUGGUGAUGAUGGUCCUCCUUUGAAGAAACUCCGAAAAGACUCGAAAGCCGAUGAUGCUGAAGCUGACUCUGAAGAUGGUUGGGAAGAUGUUGAUGAUGAGGAUGGCGACGAAGGCGAAUGGGAGACCGAUGAUGGAGAAGAUGAAGAUGAAGAUGUAGAAGGACAAGAAGACGGAAUAGAAAUAGAUGAAGAUGAUGAGGAUGACGAUGCUGAUGAUGAAGAAGAAGAGGAUGAAGAAGAAGAAGAACAGAAAGACGUCGAAGAGAAAAAUACAAGCCCAGCCGUUCGUACUGUUAGUGCCAAACUAAGUGAGAAGAAGAAGAAGUUAACAAAGAUUGAUAAGGCACGCGAGAAAAAAGAAACCCUCAGGAAAGCCUCCAAAAUCAGUACUGACAGAAUUCUGACACAGGACGAGUUCAGAAGAAUAAGACAAUACCAAAUGAAAAAACAGUUGGUUGGUGAAAAGAGGCUUAAGAAGCAGUUAGGAAAAGGAGCUAAGAGUGAUGAUCUACAGUUGAUCGAAGAAAUGACUGAAAAACUAAAUCAGAAGAAUGCUGAUGGGCUACCUAGAUUAAAGGACAUCGAGCAUUUCCACAAGAAGAAGAAGCAAACUAAGGAAGAACGUCAAGCUCAAUGUGAAAACAAUGAGAAUGAUUAUAGAAAGGUCAAAAAGAAUGGUCCUCAUGUUGGUAGAAACAAUCGCCAAUUGGCUAAGAACAAAGUGUUCGAUAUGGUUAAGAAUAAAGUCCGUGGUAAGAAUCGCCAAAGAUCUUUCCGUGAUCAGCAGAAGAGUCUAAAGAACUACUUGAUGAGGCAGGCUGGAAGAAAGCCAGGAAAUGAGUAA